AUGGGUCAGUAUGAGACAGCAAUCAAAUUCUUAGAAAAGAUUUUCCCGACUACAGAUGAUGAACGAGCAAAUCUGUAUUUUAUUUUGGCCAAUGCAAACAUAUCAUCAUACCGUUCAGUAGAGCAUGCAUUGGAUGAGGGAAUGCGAUUAUUGAAGGGUUCAGAAGAGCUAUUUAUCUCACUGGACAAUAAACUUGGUAUUGCUAAUACUCUUAGACGUCGUGCUGAUGCACUAGUUCUAAACAAACAGUACGAUGAAACUAUUCACGUUUAUCGACAAGCAAUAAAACACUACAGACAAAUAACUGACCAACAAGAAAAUAUUGCCAGUUGUCACAAUGGUUUGGCUGAUGCAUAUUUAGGACAACGAAAGUAUGCGCAAGCAAAAUUUUAUUACUCGAAAGCAUUGAAGUGUCGACAGGCUCAUCUGUCAGCUGAACAUCCGGCGAUCGCACGAAGUUACUUUAGUUUAGGACGUUAUUAUUAUUAUAAAGGGAAUAAUAAUGAAAAUGCACUGCUCUAUUUAAAGAAAGCAUUAGAACAAAAAAAGAAGAUUUAUCCGCCGGAUCAUCCAUCGAUUCAAUGUAAUGAACAACUUCUAAAACAAGUCGAAGCAGCUGGUGCACGAUAG
This is a messenger RNA of Rotaria sp. Silwood1, 630 nucleotides long. The record is from the annotation of a GenBank genome assembly. NCBI's taxonomy places the organism in Eukaryota, Metazoa, Rotifera, Eurotatoria, Philodinida, Philodinidae.